AUAUACAUAUGUGUGAACUGUGACUGUCAGAAAACAAUAAAAAAUUCUACAUUCAUUUUUAAUCUAAUAACUAAUUCCAUUCUCCAUUGUGUGUGUUAUUAAACAAAUUUGAAUUUUCAUAAAAGACAAUUUUCCAUCAUCAAAAACAUAAUUACUAUCCCAAUUAUGCCAUUGAAAACCUUUUUUUAACUAAAUUUUAUAUUUGUAUGUCGUCUUGAUACUCUCUGUCGUCUGCGUGAAAAUUUGCAAUAAAAUAAAAAUUCAAAAUGUCUUCUACAUCUGGGGCAAGUGGUAGUGGUCGUGGACGAAAUGGAAGCGGUGCAACAAACUCCACUUCCAAUGAAGCCAAACCAGAAACCAAGGAGACCAAAACCAAUCUGAAAAUUUCGAAAGCCCUGAGUACCUCAGCUAAACGAAUUCAAAAAGAAUUGGCCGAAUUAACUUUGGAUCCGCCACCAAAUUGUAGUGCCGGACCAAAGGGUGACAAUUUGUAUGAGUGGGUUUCCACAAUCUUGGGUCCACCUGGAUCUGUCUAUGAAGGUGGCGUCUUCUUUCUUGAUAUUCACUUCUCACCCGAAUAUCCAUUUAAGCCUCCUAAAGUCACCUUCCGUACGAGAAUCUAUCAUUGUAAUAUAAAUAGCCAAGGUGUUAUUUGUUUGGAUAUCUUGAAAGAUCAAUGGUCGCCGGCACUUACUAUAUCUAAGGUAUUGCUGUCAAUUUGUUCCCUGCUGACUGACUGCAAUCCGGCUGAUCCUCUGGUUGGAAGCAUUGCAACACAAUAUCUUCAAAAUCGAGAAGAACAUGACCGAAUUGCAAGGCUUUGGACUAAGAGAUACGCAACAUGAUUAUAUUAACAGCGAAUACCUACCUACAACCUACAGGAUUUCGCAGAUCUGCCAAAUCAAUAUUUGUGGUCUUGUGGGGUCUACAAGAGUAUGGAUGUAUAAUAAUAUAAUUUUACUACAUUAAAUACAAGAGAAUUCAAUAAAAAUUAUUAUCCUAUAGUAUUAAAAUACAAUUAUUCAAAGAA
This is a messenger RNA of Episyrphus balteatus (marmalade hoverfly), 1030 nucleotides long. It is a transcript of the gene Ubc2, whose product is annotated as ubiquitin-conjugating enzyme E2-24 kDa. Bases 267 to 845 code for a protein of 192 amino acids. Gene Ontology annotation, molecular function: ubiquitin conjugating enzyme activity. The record is from RefSeq and is a predicted model, not a curated record. Gene Ontology annotation, cellular component: nucleus. Gene Ontology annotation, biological process: protein polyubiquitination. The transcript has a single exon. NCBI's taxonomy places the organism in Eukaryota, Metazoa, Arthropoda, Insecta, Diptera, Syrphidae.